UAAAUAUCUUUACUGUCAUGCCUACAAUGUCAAUUGCGCACGCGCAUGCGUAGGUACAUUACUAUCAUCCAGCGAACAUGUUGUUGAUAACUGUUAUCGUAAGAUAGCCAAUUUUUUUAAACCACAUUAGAUUCGUAGAGACAUUCGUGGAGGGCAGCCAUAAUGCAGAAAAUCUGUGUAUUAACCGACGCGGACAAAGGAGUCGGGCUGAACAUUUGUAGACUUCUGUGCAGGAGAUGUCCCGAUAUUUUCUACGUGACGACGCGGGACAUCGAAGUGGGACAGCAGCUCAUGGACAAACUGAAGGAGAUGGGUUCAUAUCCAGAGUACCACCAGCUCGACGUGUCCGACAGGGAAAGUGUGACCAGAUUCAGGGAUCACAUCCAAUCGAAGAACGGAUGUAUAGUGACAUUAAUCAACAACGUUGCCAUUGGCGCUAGACUAAACAACACAACGUAUGACGACGCGAAAUUUAUCAUCGACAAUUAUUAUUACGGAUAUGUGAACGUUCAAGAAGUUUUGUUCCCGUUACUGGCGAGUAGUGGCAGAGUGUUGUACUUAUCAUUGGCAAGUUCCACUUCGAGGAUAAUGAACGACUACUGGCGGGAGAGGCUUUCGAUGAAGCAUCUUAGACAGAACGAUAUAAAUGACUUCCUACAAUGGUUCCUGGAGACGAUGAAAACUGGCGACUUCACGGAUAAUUAUAUUGCAGAUGACAAGGUGAGAGCUAUAUAUUCAAUAUCCACCGUGUCCCUAACGUUACUAGUGAAGUUACAACAAAAGCAGCUCGCCCCAAGAAGUAUUUCCGUAAAUUUCCUCCACCCCCGAUGGGCACAAAUAUAUUAACUGUAGCAAUGAUAUCUAAUAAUAUAAAUUUGUAUCAUUUUUGUAUCGAAUUAGCAUAAAAAUGCUGAAUUCGAUUUUUCUGAUGUAAUGAAUACCCAAAUAUUAAUCGGGCAUCGAGUAUUUUUUUGUAGCAAUAAUGUAGUCAAUUUUAUGUAUCAUAUAGACUAGUAUCUAUUUAUAUGUAAAUCUUUCCAUUUAUUGAUAAUUUUGUUGUGUUGAUAAUAAGAUAUUUUUUAUACCGUGUGAUGGCAUAAAUAUUUGUAUUUUAAUUUUACUUUUUGUACGUUUAUUGUAAUUAUGUUUGAUUAAGUGUAUUUUUUAUUGUUACAAUGUAUGAAUAAGUUAUUAAUUUGUAAAUAAAUGAUCUCUUAGAUUAACAAUCAAAAUUAUCUAAAGUUUUUGGGCAAGUUUAUACAAAUAUUAUAAAGGGGUCAAAAUGUAUUGUAGCAAUAAUGUGUGGAACUAGUUGCUGAGCAGAUUGUAGAAGUCCUUUCAUUAGUAGAAUCCUACUUGUGAGUAAUUACCUCACACUGGGAAUUAUCUCGAGAACUGUAGAUUCAAUGUGUUCAAUGACUUUCUUUCUGGUUAUAAAUAUUUGUAAACUGAAUUAUUUUAUUAUACACUUUGUUAUAAUCUAGCAAAGUAGGCCGUUUAUGAUGUCCUUCCUAAUUGACGACUUCGGUGGUCUAGCGGUCUACCGAUGGUAGCGGGUUCGAUUCCUCGCACAGCACAAACACAUUCAUGAGAAUGAUUGUUUGUAUCGGUCUGGGUGUUUUCUAUGUAUAAUAUGUUUGUAUUUACGAAAAAAAAAAAUGUAUUUGUAACAGUU
Molecule: messenger RNA, 1675 nt
Organism: Achroia grisella
Lineage: Eukaryota; Metazoa; Arthropoda; Insecta; Lepidoptera; Pyralidae
Product: carbonyl reductase [NADPH] 3-like
Exons: 1
Coding region: 163-846 (227 amino acids)
Molecular function (GO): oxidoreductase activity
Source: RefSeq, a predicted model, not a curated record